AUGAAGGUCACCGCCGCUGCCGCACUCUCCCUCGUCGGCCUCGCUGCCGCCGCUCCAGCUGAGCUCGCCGAGAGGCAAAGCUGCCCGAAGGUCUACGUCUUCGGCGCACGAGAGACGACCGCUCCUGCCGGCUACGGCACCUCGCAAGGUCUCGUCAACUCCGUCAAGUCUGCUUACGCGGGCGCCGGCUCCGAAGCCAUCGUCUACCCAGCCUGCGGAGGACAGUCCCAGUGCGGUGGCGUCAGCUACGACAAUUCCGCCACGCAAGGUACCGCCGCUGUCGUCAAGGCCGUCACUGCGUACAACCAGAAGUGCCCCGACACCCAGAUCGUCCUCAUUGGGUACUCCCAGGGCGGCCAGAUCAUGGACAACGCUCUCUGCGGUGGAGCUGGCGCAACGCUCACCGGUGCUGCGCUCGAGGCUGUCAAGGCGGCCAUCUUCCUUGGUGAUCCUCAUAACCGCGCUGGUCUCCCUUACAAUGUCGGAACUUGCACGGCACAGGGCUUCGCUGCUCGUCCUGCAGGCUUCCAGUGCUCGCCGGCCAAGACCGACAGGCUGAAGUCGUACUGCGACUCUACCGACCCUUACUGCUGCAAUGGAAACGAUGCCAACUCUCAUCAGCAGUACGUCAACAAGUACGGUGCCCAGGCUUUGGCGUUCAUCAAGACCAAAAUCACCGCAUAG
Aaosphaeria arxii CBS 175.79 is the source of this 684-nucleotide messenger RNA. Its product is annotated as carbohydrate esterase family 5 protein. The record is from RefSeq and is a predicted model, not a curated record. The coding region runs from base 1 to 684 and encodes 227 amino acids. NCBI's taxonomy places the organism in Eukaryota, Fungi, Ascomycota, Dothideomycetes, Pleosporales. The transcript is spliced from 2 exons. Gene Ontology annotation, molecular function: hydrolase activity.